Messenger RNA from Mizuhopecten yessoensis (Yesso scallop), 3453 nucleotides. RefSeq lists its product as uncharacterized. NCBI's taxonomy places the organism in Eukaryota, Metazoa, Mollusca, Bivalvia, Pectinida, Pectinidae. The transcript is spliced from 2 exons. The record is from RefSeq and is a predicted model, not a curated record. The coding region runs from base 704 to 2650 and encodes 648 amino acids.
UUUCCGAAUGCAAAUCAGCAUAUAGGUUAAUUGAUACAUAGAAUACAAAACAUAUUUCAAAUUUUCAAGAUGGCGGAGGACAAUUCCAUAUAAGCAAUUAUCACAUAAAAAGAAUACAUCAUUUAGCAAUAUUACUACACGAGGGUUUUUCUUUUGGCGGUAGCAUAUUUUAAAUACAGACCCAAUCUACGUAAUGUUUUAAUACUUUUACAUGACAAUAAUUCAAUUAAUUUAUACACACUGGGGCAUCGGAAGUAAUAUUGCUUAAUGUAUGUGUUUCUCAAUACAGAGUAAGCAGGACAAAUAAGAAUAAAAUGUAUCUCAUCUUCUAAAUCAUUUUUGUCACAGGCAAAACAUAAUCUUUGACCUCUCGGAACCCCAUUAUAGCGUCCAGAUUCGAUAUUAAGGGAAUGCGCCUGCAUGCGAUAUUGACACCAAAAGGUGAGAUUUGGUGUCAGUUUGAGAACGACAGGAUUUAAUUACAGGAACUCUUGGAUGAGUUAACCGGCAUGUAGUCUCCGAGACAUGGCAGAUCUAUACAUUAUAAAUUAGACCAACAACCUAUUGUUACGAAAUAUCUGUAAAGGGAGAAAGAUCGCAUUGCAUAACGACUGUCCAUGGAGAGACAUCUUUGUCCAAAACAAGAUGCAAGACAAAAUGAGGUAGCUCGGACACCGUACUUCCAACGUCGUCAGGACUCAUCAUGACUAUGUCCAUGUGCUCCAAGCUUGUGAGGUAUUUUAAAGUCAACAAGAAGUCGAUCGUAGUAGUGUUUCUUGUGUCGUUACUACUUUUCGCCAACUUUAGGUACAACCAGCCGUCUAAGUUUCGAUUCAGUCAUACCAAUGUGAAUGGCGUGUGUACUCUGCCAGAUAUAGACCCGUUUGACGAAGAGAUCAUGAAACUGAACUGGCAUCCACAUCCGGUAGUGUGUGACGAUAGUCUUUCAUUUGUGUAUAUAGAUAGGAAAGGCUUUAUUCAGUUAAACACUACAACAUUAAGUUUUAAACAAUUAUCGAAAUCGGAUAUAGACUGCACUUACCAACAGGUGGAACGCCAAGGCGAUGAUGAAGUUAUCUUGAAACCGGAAGUACAUAUUCUUGAACCAGAAUACAUUAAUUGUGAUUUUGUUGUGGCCAGGUGUCGUGACCAGGCUGGGAAUGUGAUAUACGAAGGUUUACUUAUGAACACGGAUUACCGUACAGUGCUUCAUUCCAAGAAAAUCCAUAACGAAACUCAAGAUCAAUUAAGUGUAUUAAUUCUGGGAAUAGAUUCGGUGUCAAGAAAUGCGGCUUUGCGUAAACUGCCUAAAACAAUGAAGUACGUUCAGGAUGUUUUAGGAGGUCUGUCAUUUAAGGGUUAUACAAAAGUUGGGGAGAAUACGUUUCCAAAUAUGGUGCCUCUGUUGACUGGAAGAAAGGCAGAUCCGCGGGAAUUGUCGCAUGUUGGUCAGCGUUACUUUGAUGACUACCCGCUUAUUUUCCACAACUUUUCCAGGGCGGGUUACGCGACCCUAUAUGCGGAGGACUGGCCAGCAUUCUCCACGUUUAACUACGCAGCCAAAGGAUUCAAUGCGCAGCCGAGUGAUCACUACAUACGCCCAUUGUAUCUCGCUAUGAAAAACCUUCAGCCCGUGACAACGUCGUUAGACCAGGUACUCCUCUACCUCGAGGACAAGGACAUUCAAUUAAAAUAUUCAUCUUUGUGCUUUAGAAACCGACUUAAACAUCACAUGUUUCUCGAAUAUUUCAAAAGAUUUAUUGAUGUUUAUAGAAACAAAGCAAAGUUUGCUUUUACAUGGAUAAACGAAAUAAGUCACGAUUAUGCUAAUUUUCUCGAAAUAGGCGAUCAAGAUUUUGUGGAUUUUUUAACCUGGCUUAAAAAGGACGGUCAUUUAGACAACACUGUUUUGUUGUUGAUGAGUGAUCACGGGAGCAGGUCUGAUACGGUCAGAAAUACAGUAGCAGGACGAAUAGAGGUUCGAAUGCCACUUCUGACGAUAGUACUUCCGGAGCAUUUUAAACAGCAACACCCUGACCUCGCGGAAACGAUGAUUCAGAACACAAAGGUCAUAACAACGCCAUUUGACGUUUACGCAUUAAUGGAUGACAUAGCACAGAAAAGAUUUGACAAUCGGGUGCAGUUAACAACAGAUGGUAAACUUCCAAGAGGAAUAAGUCUUUUUCGAAAAAUACCAAAAGAGCGAACUUGUGCAGACGCAAGUAUCCACGAGUUUUUCUGUGCUUGUUUUACCAGCAUUCCUGUUAAUAGAACUAGCAGACUCGUGCUACAAAUAGCACGUGCCAGCAUCACUAAAAUUAACCUCAUGUUGUCUGUUGUGAAAAACAAAUGUGCUGAGUUGAGUUUGACCAAGAUUGAAGACGCUCAAUUAAUUGAAUCAAAUUUCAAACGUGUUGAAGAAAUGGAGGAAUUCACUCUGAGAAAUGUCUUUUUCAAACCCGUCAAAGACAGAAGAAAGUAUCUGGUAUUAUUCAAAGCUUCACCAAGUGAUGCUUUGUUUGAAGUGACUGCGAGUGUAGAGAACAAUGAGGUAACAAAGCUAGGAGAAAUCAAUAGAACAAAUAGGUACGGUAAACAGUCCCAAUGUAUCGUGGACCCUGUGUUACGGAAUUAUUGCCUCUGUAUUUAAAAGGAUAUUCCAAUCGUGUCUGCCAUCAUUUAAUUGACCGGAAAAGCUGUGGUAUAAAACGUUCAUUAUUCUUCCGUCCGUCCAUCACAUUUCUCUUUAUAAUUGACUCGAGAAGGAUACUUAGAUCCUAACCAGGGUUUAUAGUGUGAAAAUAGGUGUAUCUGGUGCGUUGAUUGUUACAUCAUUCAUUUGUUAUACGCAUGUUCAUAUAGGGCAGCAAUCUCCGUGUUUUUAACAUUUGUAUAUGGAACUUACAGUUGCUAAGUACCUCAGGUGAGAGUAACACGUUUAGUGUAUACUUUUGGUAUGGAAAAGAUCAUUUAUGUACAGGGUUUCUAUAUGACCUCAUAAAAUGUAUGUACAGGGUUUCUGUAUGACGUCAUAAAUUAUAUAGACGUCAUAGUAAGGUAUACCUCGAACGUCUGUGGUCAUGCGAGAGCUAAUGUAUGACUUUACCUGACGAAUAGCAAUGAAGCCAUACGUGUAUGUUACAGUAACAGUAUAUUUUUAUACUACAAACAUAGCGUUUUACUUCGAUCUGGUAUUUUUACAUUAAUAUUUUGUCAUAAGUAUCAUGUAUAAGCAGCACAACGAGAUAUACUGUGUUCUUAAACUAUUUAAUGACAGAUUUUGAAUCCAUUUAAUAUGAAACAUUCCAUAAAUACAGCUUGAUAUGAAUGUUUAACUUAUUCAAAAGAAAAUGUGCAAGUAAUCAUCCAAUCCGCCGUGGUCAAGUGUUGUUAAGUUUUGGACUUUUACAUAAUUAAACAUGGCUAUCCUUGUGUCUGAUUGGCUAAAAACUC